Molecule: messenger RNA, 2140 nt
Organism: Lonchura striata (white-rumped munia)
Lineage: Eukaryota; Metazoa; Chordata; Aves; Passeriformes; Estrildidae
Gene: DRD2
Product: dopamine receptor D2
Biological process (GO): phospholipase C-activating dopamine receptor signaling pathway; negative regulation of cytosolic calcium ion concentration; negative regulation of adenylate cyclase activity
Cellular component (GO): plasma membrane; presynaptic membrane; glutamatergic synapse
Molecular function (GO): dopamine neurotransmitter receptor activity, coupled via Gi/Go; G protein-coupled receptor activity
Source: RefSeq, a predicted model, not a curated record
GGUCUGCCUGAGAUCGCUUGGGAAAAGCCACGGUGGAGAGUUGUGGCGUUUUUGGAUUUAUUUGGCACGAAGCACUCGCACCUCUGCUCGAGGGAUUCAUAUGGCUUGAAGGGCGGAGCUGGCACGCGGAGCCCCAUGGAUCCCCUCAACCUCUCGUGGUACGACGGGGACAGGAACUGGAGCAGGGCCCUGAACGCCUCGGAGGCGGCGCAGAGGCCGCACUACAACUACUACGCCGUGCUGCUCGCCCUCCUCAUCUUCAUCAUCGUCUUCGGCAACGUGCUGGUGUGCAUGGCCGUGUCCCGGGAGAGAGCCCUGCAGACCACCACCAACUACCUGAUCGUCAGCCUGGCCGUGGCUGACCUGCUGGUGGCCACGCUCUGCAUGCCCUGGGUGGUCUACAUGGAGGUGGUCGGGGAGUGGCGGUUCAGCCGCAUCCACUGUGAUAUCUUUGUCACCCUGGAUGUCAUGAUGUGCACUGCCAGCAUCCUCAACCUCUGUGCCAUCAGCAUCGACAGGUACACAGCCGUGGCCAUGCCCAUGCUCUACAACACCCGCUACAGCUCCAAGCGCAGGGUCACCGUCAUGAUCGCCGUGGUCUGGGUGCUCUCCUUUGCCAUCUCCUGCCCGCUCCUCUUCGGCCUCAACAACACAGAUGAGAAGGAAUGCAUCAUUGGCAACCCUGCCUUCGUGGUGUACUCCUCCAUUGUGUCCUUCUACGUGCCCUUCAUUGUCACGCUGCUGGUGUACGUGCAGAUCUACAUCGUGCUGCGGCGGCGCAGGAAGCGUGUCAGCACCAAGCGCAGCAGCCACGUGCUGGACUCGGACACGCAGGCGCCCCUGAAGGACAAAUGCACUCAUCCAGAAGACGUCAAGCUCUGCACAGUUAUUGUGAAGUCCAAUGGGAGCUUCCAAGUUAAUAAGCGCAAAGUGGAGGCAGAGAGUCACAUAGAAGAGAUGGAAAUGGAGAUGGUGUCCAGUACCAGUCCCCCUGAGAAAGCGGCCCUCAAACCCACAGCACCAAGUAACCACCAGUUGAUUGUGCCAGUUGCUUCUAAUCGGGGCAACAACUCUACCCUGCAGGCACCCCUGAGCAGCCCUGGGAAGGUGGAGAAGAAUGGCCAUGCCAAAGAAUCCCACCACACAGCCAAGGUCUUCGAGAUCCACUCCCUGCCCAACGGCAAGACGAGGAACUUGCUCAAGGCCGUGAUCAGGAGGAAAAUGUCCCAGCAGAAGGAGAAGAAAGCCACCCAGAUGCUGGCCAUCGUGCUCGGUGUUUUCAUCAUCUGCUGGCUCCCCUUCUUCAUCACUCACAUCCUGAACAUGCACUGCGACUGCAACAUCCCGCCGGCCAUGUACAGCGCCUUCACGUGGCUCGGCUACGUCAACAGCGCUGUCAACCCGAUUAUCUACACCACCUUCAACAUCGAGUUUCGCAAGGCUUUCAUGAAGAUCCUCCACUGCUAAAGCCACAAACAGCACCCGCAUUUCUUUAGGGACGGAGGGGGAAGAGGAAGCGAUGCCAUUCAUGCACGGCGGGGCGGCCGGGGAGGGGCUGGAGCUCUUGAGCCGGGCAGCGCUCGGUGCCCGAGCACCUGGUGGGGAUGGAGCGAGGCAGGAGGGUCUCUCACCCCGCUGGGUGACCUCUGGACCGGCCCCAAGGGCGCUUUUCAGAGCCACGCUCACGCCGUGUUGGAAGUGGAAGUGCGAGGGUCGCGGCGCUCUCGCUCGGCUCUCGCCCGUGGCCGCCCGGCCUGGAGUGCACUGGACACGCUGGACACAGAGUGGCCACGGGGCCAGCAGGAGGUAGCGCUGGGCCAGAGGCACAACUCUCACCAAAGACAAGGCCGUCCUUCCCGCUUGGCAGCAGGAGCCACACGGGGCCUCUGGGAGCUCCGUGCAAUAGCUUUGCCUUCACCUCGAGCUGACUCACCCGGUGUUUAACUGCUGAAGCCUUCAGAAAUUACAUAAAAACCAACCCAAAAAAACUUCCAGAGGUCCCCAGGCGGGUCGGGAAGGUUCUGCCACCCACAGACCCUGCAGCAGAGUGAGCCUACGAGCCAUGGGUGGAAGGGAGAAGGGGGCAUCAGAUUCACAUCAAACCAUCGGCGUAAACAGGAUGGAUUUUGGAGCCCCAAGC